Molecule: messenger RNA, 2066 nt
Organism: Brassica napus (rape)
Lineage: Eukaryota; Viridiplantae; Streptophyta; Magnoliopsida; Brassicales; Brassicaceae
Exons: 2
Coding region: 1623-2066 (147 amino acids)
Molecular function (GO): zinc ion binding
Source: RefSeq, a predicted model, not a curated record
AUGUUUUGGCUAUUAAAAUAUGUACAAAUCAUGUAUUUUAAAUCGGAAGAACCAAUUUCAUUUAUGUUUUAGUUGCAAAAUAGGUACAAAUCAUGUAUUUUAAAACCGAAGAACCGAUUGGGACCCGAACCCGAAAGUACAAUGGGCUAUACCGGUUAUUUGGAGAUUUACUAACCCCGACCCGAAUCCGAUAGAACCCCAACCGGUCUCGAACCGAACUUUUAUAUAACCCAAAUGAAGCUGAUUUUGAUAAACCCGAAAAACUAAAACCCGAAUGGAUAAAACCGAAAUCCGAUUGGGACCCCGAAUGCCCAUGCCUAGAAGGAAGCUUCAAGUUGAUUACUGCUAGGAAUGGCAAUUUGAACCGCGAACCGCGGGUCAGCCCAUAGAAGACCCAUACGGGGCAUGUUUGGGCCGAGAUAUUCUAGGCCCAUUUUGGAGUGUGCCUCGCAGGACAAGGCUCUUGCGGUUUGGGCCAUUGCGGGAUGGGGCAGAGAAAAACUUAUGGGAUAGUGAAGACCCGCGUGCUUUUGUUUCUUCUACAGUUUCACCUGAAAAGAAAACGAGAGCAAGCGAUGAAGGCGAUUCAACUGCAAUCUUCACCAACAUCCCUUGUUGAGCUCUGGUGACCGCAGUUCAAUGUAUGGCAUUACGGAAAAUAGAGCAUUACAGAAAUAAUUUUAUGGAAUAAUGUGGUAUUUUGUUUGUAGUUUAAUAUUUAAUUAUGUAUUUAGAAUUAUAUUUAUAUUUUAAUGUAAGAUUUUGUUAAUUAAUAUUGUUGUAAUAUUUUUAUAUAUGUGUUAGUUAUAUAUAAUUUUUUGUGGAUUUAUAUUAACUAUGAUAAAUAUAAGGACCAUAGUGUAAAAUAUAAACAAUUUUUAAGUUGAGUUUGAAGUUUUGGUUUUGGAAAAUAACAUCUUGAAACUUUAAAUAUAGAAUUUUGAAAACUUGAAAAUAUAAUUUUUUUUUGCAGAUGUUUCUAAAUGAGGUUUAAAAGUCUUACAAUAGAAGGUUUCAAUAUACGUGAUGAAAAAAAGAAGACGCUGAACUGGAAGAUAAGCACCAAAAAAAAAUAUAUAUAUAUAUAGGGAAAUCGGCCAAAAAAACACUGAACUUUGCGGGAAUUGCCAAAAGAAACCUGGACAUAUGGGCUAGCCAAUAAAAUCCUGAACUUUUGUUGACUUUUCGGGUUUAUUAAGAAACUUACGAUUGACUGACCAGAUAAACACACCGUUAACCGAGUUAACUGAUAAUUAAGCGGACGUUAAUUUUGGGUGUUAAAGUAUACGACGUCGUUUCAUCACUUUGUCUGAUUAAAGACAAACGACGUCGUUUAUAUAGCUGUGUUAUUAAAAAUAUGUGUUUCCUACGGCUCGAACUCGUGUACUCGGGUUUAAUGGUAGGGGUUUUUGCCACUGAGCUAGUGGACUUUGCAAUGGAUAUACGAACACAGUUUCUUUUAUUCUCUUUGAAUCCGAGUUAAAUGAAUCAAAAAGAGACGACGGUUUUCUCCUCCGAUUGGUAUAAACCCUAAAUGGGCGAAAUCAUGAAUCCAGUUCGCGAUUCUCUUCGAUCUCGUCCUUAAGAAUCUCGAUUCUCAUCUCUCCUUCUUCGAGUAUCGCAUGAUGAGUUCGGGUUGUGAGGAUUCGUCUGUGAAUACGAUGGGAAUUCGUGGUAUCCCGGAGCAAUGCGGUUGUGGUCGAAGAACUGGGAUAUACACAUCAAAAACGAAGGUCAAUCCAGGAAGAACUUUCUUUAGAUGCCCAACGUUUCAAAAUGAUCACUUGUAUAAAUGGGUAGAUGAAGCUGUCUACGAAGAGGUUCAAGAUGCAUUGCCAAAAGUUGAAUGCUUUGCAUCAGAUGUUAUGAAAAUUAAAAUGGAGAUCGAAAGCAUGAAAACCGUGGAGGAAGACUUGAAAGAAGAUGUCAGGAAGGCGAGCAAUGAACUUAAGAAGCUGAAUGUGAUCAUGAAAGUGGGUUUUUCGGUGGUUUGUUUAGGCGUUGUGAUAUGUCUUGUGUUGAUCAUGUUUGACAAAGCAGAUGGGUUGUCUAUGAAUAGCUACUAA